AUGUCUUCUUCUAACUCUAACGCUGGGCCUAUUACACCUAGCCCUACACCAACCCCCAACCCUGACCCAUCAGUGCACACAGGUAUCCCGCCAAGAGCUCCCAGUGCACGAGGUUCCAACCGCGAAAUGGGAUACGUCCCUCCACUUCGAUCUCUCACCAGUCCCCUCCGCAGCUCCAGAGGCAGCAGUGCAGAUAUCCCAAUCGAAUGGCACAACGAGGGCUUCAUCACCGAAGACUACAGAGUCGGCGGUCCAUACAUGUGCUCUCUACCCAUCAUCAUCGAGAAACUGACAAGACGACACAAGCUCUACCCCCAGAAAGAGAAAGACCGGGUUUUCACAAAGUAG
Messenger RNA from Penicillium antarcticum, 348 nucleotides. RefSeq lists its product as uncharacterized. The record is from RefSeq and is a predicted model, not a curated record. The transcript has a single exon. Bases 1 to 348 code for a protein of 115 amino acids. NCBI's taxonomy places the organism in Eukaryota, Fungi, Ascomycota, Eurotiomycetes, Eurotiales, Aspergillaceae.